Molecule: messenger RNA, 2957 nt
Organism: Leptomonas pyrrhocoris
Lineage: Eukaryota; Euglenozoa; Kinetoplastea; Trypanosomatida; Trypanosomatidae
Product: phosphoglycan beta 12 arabinosyltransferase (SCA like)
Exons: 1
Coding region: 477-2957 (826 amino acids)
Source: RefSeq, a predicted model, not a curated record
AGCUGUUAGCCCGCCAGCCACGGAGACCUUCACCCAUGUACACUUGAACGUAUAGGCAUACAUAUAUAAUAAUUUAUGUUGAAGUACUUCCCUUUUGCGUCUACACUAUUUUUGCUUCAUCUCGCAGCUGUUUUAUUUCUGCUCUGUUAACGACACUUUUGGGUCUUGCGGACGUCAUUCGACGAUAUAUGUGUUUCUCUUUUACCUGAAUGCCUUCCACAGAUUCCGCGGUGCUGCUCCGCGUCGGUGCGAGCGCCCCCGAGUGUCAGCGAACAGCGCCCUUGUCUUUUUCGCCAGACGCUGACAGGUCCUGUUUUCACUCAACUCGGCGUGAGCGAUGGUGGCGCAAAAUUCGCGCGUCCGCCUUCUUCCGUCGGUGCGUGCGACGUCGUGUGCGUUGCCUCGCGAUAACGUUUGCAGCUGUCUUGGCGUUCGAGCUGCUGCUUAUUUUUGCGGCGGCGCUCACGUUUGACUGGAUGCAGUCGUUCACCGGCACGCCGGAUGCGCUUUCGUUGCUGCAGCAAUCGCUGUUUUUCGAAGAUGAAGUGAGCUCAGCAGCAACGCGCCCGCAACUCACCCGCCGCGGCGGUGUUUGCGCCGUGUGCGCGGAGGGCCACGUUCUCUUCCGUACGAGUGCGAAUGCGGCUGUUGAUACGAAGAUCGUGGAUGCUGUGGGUCCGGUGGUAGAUGCACCGCCUACGUUGCGCCACUUUACGGUGUGUCUUGAGUCGGCGGAGGAGAGGGCCAGGGAGGCGGCGGUGCGACCACACUGUCUUUCCCCCCUCUGCGACGCCCGUGACUGUGUGGCACAGCUGUACAAUUUGGGUUUGCUCCGGCCUCCGCGCGCCAUCGAGACUUCGGUGCACAAUGCUUCGUGCGUUCAGCUAAGCGUUGCCCUGCACGUACUGGAUGACGCCGUCACCGCGUCGACGCACUGCAGCGCCGUUGUGGCUCAACUGCGGCCAUCUCGCAACGCCAGCACGCCCCAACCUGUGGAGGUUGUGAUGCCGCGACUGACCGCGUGGCCGAUGAAGCGUACAACUCGGCGCGACGACGGCGAUGACAGCCGCAGCGGAAGCAAGCCUCUCUACUUUGGCGUGGCCGCGGUGAAGGACACGGAUGUAGAUGGGGACCUACCCCCGCCAUCCGCGAUCACGGUGCAGGAAAAUGGUCGUGUUAUUACUAUCAAGUUUAAUUCUGGAAGCACCGCGUCGGGGGAUCAGACAGCCGCGUCGCCGGAUCUUCAUUGUCCCUUGCAUUUUGUGACCGUGCGGCUUGGCCGUUAUGGGCGUCAUCACAAUCAGCUGCAGGAGAUUCUAAACACUGUUGCGCUUGCCGCCCGGCUCAAUCGCACCUUCAUCAUACCGCCCUUCGUCCCCGCGUCCUACGCCGAAUUUGUGAAGCUGGACACUCGGAUUUUCUACGGCUGGCACACGCUGCGCGAGAUGGGCCACUACUGCCUUGUAACGUACGCUGAGGUGCGACCCGUUCUACUGCAGGUGUAUGCCCGCACAGGAAAACCCGCGAUGAUGACGAUGCAGCGGGUGCACAUUGCGAUCCACGCCACAGCGCAGCAAAGGUUGGCGCAGAUGUCAAAGGAAGAGGGAGAAAGACGUACGUGGGGCCAUCUGCUACGGGUGCCAGCCACCCCCACUGCGGUUACCGGUGCCGCUAGUGAUUCAGCGCCGCUGUACGACGCAGAUGAGUGGUUUGCGUGUGGCGUGCGCGACGCACUGAACGAGCAGGCCUUUCUUCGCCGUCGGGGCGAAAAAGAGGCGAAACUUAUUCUUCGUGAGACACACCCCCCUCUCACGCCGGCGAGUCUGAACAUGCAAAGGGAGGCGAACAGUACGUGUUGGGAGAGCUACUUGACAGGCGUGCGCGCCGUUGUGGAGAGGUACGGCGGCCGCAGACGACAGCGAGAGGGAGGGGAUCUUCAGGCGUAUCACGAACCGGACGUGGUGGUGCUGUCAAGUUACACCGCCUUUCAUGUCCGUCCUCGAUUGGUGGAGAUGGCGCGUCUGCUCGGUUUGCUUCGCCCGUCUCCGUAUAUCACCUCCGAAGUGGGCCGGUUCUAUCGCCUCUGGGCGCCCCAAUACAAGUGGCCCGCGUACGCAAACCCGCAACGCACCUUUGAUGACUGCCUGCAGCCGUACCGAUUUAAAAACGUAGUUGGCUUGCACGUUCGUCGUCGCGAGCUCACCUGUCAACGAGAAGUGGCACAGAUGAGCCAAACCAUCCUCUCGCUUUCAGAAGGGCUUUAUGUUCUCGAUGGCACCGGUCAACUCGAUCUUGCAGCGGGGUCUGCACCGUUUACCACGACGGUGGCGCGUCUCACCAACGACUGCGUGUGGGAUGUGCGGUCGGUGGUUCACCUGUUCUACCAGUACUCACAAUGGUUGAGUGGGCAGGAAAGCGAACCCGGCCACCGCACACUCGCCGCAUCAGGAGCAGGGGAAUUGAGAAACGACGUAGCGCCUCAGCACUACACGAGCUAUGUCGCCCACGAUGGGCAGGCGGGACCGAUCGGGCAGGAGAUGGAGGUGGCGCUCCAACACCGCUACAGCCCAGCACCGGACGAGUUACUCGCGGACGGCACGCGGCCGUCUUUCACUGCGUUCUACGAUCGCCGCUCCAGCGUAGAUUUUAGUUUGGCGUACCAACGCGCACGGGAGCGCCUUACCACACCAACGGCGGAUCCAACCAAUGCAACCGCCGUGGAGGCAGCGGCGGCGUGGGAAACGGCGCGCCUGAUCGAACUGCUUUAUCCGGUUGCGGAGCUCGAGUUGAUGGGCAUGGCCUUUGACUUCUUCAUGCUGAGCAACACAGAGGUGUUCCGCGGCAACGUCAUCUCGAGCGUGUCGAUCAACGUGUGUGUCCGCCGGUGGGGCCGCGGCCUUCCUUGUCAUGGCGUAAUGGUCGGUUACUACGAAGCGUUGUACAAAGGCUUCCUUUGA